Molecule: messenger RNA, 1029 nt
Organism: Zingiber officinale
Lineage: Eukaryota; Viridiplantae; Streptophyta; Magnoliopsida; Zingiberales; Zingiberaceae
Exons: 3
Coding region: 155-757 (200 amino acids)
Source: RefSeq, a predicted model, not a curated record
CGGUUUGGUUUACCUUUCUUGCGAGGGGAAAAGGGACAGCGAGCAUCGGCGUCCACGGGAUAAGGUUGAGGGUUGUUUCCUAGGGUUUCUUCGUCGACGGAGACUCUCUCUGCUCUUUCUCCAUCUUCGUCUGCAUCUGGAUCUCCUUGGAAUCAUGUCUAGGAAGCGGAAAACGGAGGCGACGCGGCUCGACGAGGUGGAUCGGACGAUGUAUUCCACCUUCUGCAGCGCUGCCAACUCGCUCUCGCAACUCUAUACGCAAGCCAUGAAUCAACAGAAGGUCUCCUUCCAGGCCGGCGAGCGCCACGCUCUGGAAAAGCUUUAUCAGUGGAUGAUGAGGAAGCAAGAGGAAGAGUCAAGGAUUACCGUAGCUGAUAUUGUUGCCCAUAUUCAGAAUGAGAUGGAUUAUGCUGUAGAUGACGCAAUCGGUUCCAGGUCAUCCCAAACAACAAUGCAGAUGACAAACUCAGGCAUCCACCAUCUGUCCGCUUUGUUUGGUCCGCCAACUGCAGGACUUGCCCUUCGAAGUGCUCCUUCUGAUUUCUCAAAUGCUCUUUCCAGUCCUGUACGCAGAAGCCUUCAGCCAUUUCACCCUGAUCAUGGAGGAGGAUUCUAUACCAAUGGUGGUGGCCUAACAACCGCAAAUACUGAAUCGAGAAACCAUGACCCUUGUCAAAAUCGUGAAGCUAAUUCUCUCGAUUCAAACUAUUCAUCCAUGGAUAUUCACACAGAUAGUCCACCUCGGGGAUCUUACUGAGGGAUGAAUGGUUUGAUCAUAACUAAUGCAACCUUGGGCCCCCUGUUCUUCAAUUUGAACCGAGGAUAUGGUUAAGGAUAGAAAUAUAUAUACCUAGCAAACUCUGAUUAUUCUUUCUUAGCAAUGCAUGUGUCAUACAAUGCUAAUCAUAUGUAAUGAGAGUACUUAUAUCUUAUUUUAUUUAGGGUAGUUUAGCUAUUUGAAUGGUUUGUGAGUACAUGUUAUAUAUGGAAUUAUUUAUAUUUGGUGAUUUUUAUAUGGAUCGUAGUUCA